GUUUCAUAUUUUGGAUUGGUUUGGUCGACCCUGAUCCGUUACCAAGUUCCAACCCAUACACACUCGAAAUUACCAUUUUAACCCGAACCUCCGACGAGAACCGUUAACCAAUCGAAAUUCUCCGCUUAUCACCUGGUUUCAUUGUUCCAUCCAUGUCUCGCAACGCAUGUGUGCGAUUGAACACUCUAGCUCACCUCGACCAUGUCAGGAGUAGAUUUCGCACAUUGGAUGUUCCUGCUGAGUCUUCAACUCGUUUACACUUUCAGUUUCAAAUGAAUCAUGCCCAAAUCACUAGGGAAUGUAUACAACUCCGGUGUGUGCGUGGUGGCGAUCCUCAUGAACUAUCAUAUUCUCCCAGCAGCUCUAUAGAGCAAGAAGCUUCAGAGGAAAGCAAUGAAACUCAAGAAAAGUCAUCCUCAUCAUCCGAGAUAUUGAAAAAGCUUAGAAGAUAUGGAAUUUCAGGGAUAUUAUCCUACGGGCUACUUAACACUGCUUAUUAUCUUUCUGCCUUUCUUGUGGCAUGGUUCUACAUUGCCCCAGCACCUGGUAAAAUGGGUUAUUGGACAGCAGUUAAAAGAUUUGUUAAAUUGAUGGCCAUGGUCUGGGCUGGAAGCCAAGUAACUAAACUUAUCAGAGCUGCAGGGGCUCUAGCACUUGCACCUGUAGUUGAUAAAGGUCUAUCAUGGUUCAUGGCCAAAUACAAGUUCAAAUCACAAGCAAAGGCCUUCUCAGUGAUCGUUGGGUGCUGUUUUGGGCUUGCUGCUGUGCUGUUUAUUGUUGUGACGCUGCUUUCGGCAUAA
Molecule: messenger RNA, 800 nt
Organism: Lactuca saligna
Lineage: Eukaryota; Viridiplantae; Streptophyta; Magnoliopsida; Asterales; Asteraceae
Source: the annotation of a GenBank genome assembly